UAAUAGAUGACGACUCCUACGUGAAACAUCUUAUUCAUCCGCUCGUUUAGAUACUGUGUGCAGAGUGUGCUUUUCUACACGUAAAAAAAACCCGGAAUGAAUAUAAUCACUUUUCAAUUUUAGCAGCGUUGGCCGAAGUGAUGUUGAUUUUAAUACCUAUCAGUGCAUCGUUGUGUUAUUUACGCGUGACAUUUUUAAUCACUUAGUGUUCCUCUGUUCUCUUAGAAAGCACUGAGUAGCUUAAGUAGGAAUAUAAUUCUUUCGUAACAUUAUUUAGUGCAGUUUUCGUUUUUAAUUUUGUUUUCAUCUUCGCAUCCUUAGUUCGAGUAGUGUUGUGGAUCCUAUACACUACAAGACUGACUGGCGGUGUUGAUUGCCCUGAUAAACGUUGGUGAUUCCCUCUUCGAGUGGUCCAUCGAAUCUUCACUCUCAUGAUCGGGCCAUCUCGGUUAAUGAUUCUCUUGAAGCCGAGGACUUGGACUCAAUAUUAACGGGAGCUGAAUGCGGAAUCAAAUCAGAGGGGACACAAUAGGCGCGAGACAUGGUCUACUGCUUCCCGGACGUCAUCGAACGGAUCUGCAAAAAUGGCGACGAAGAAGAACCCGAAGAAUUGUUCCCUCCGCCGGAGCGAGCUUGCGCCUCUGCGCCGUCCGUCAUACAGAAGUUCUACGAGGGCACCAGUGUCUUCGUCACAGGCGGCACUGGAUUUGUCGGCAUGGCACUUGUCGAGAAACUCCUCAGGUCAUGUCCAGGCAUUAAAAACCUAUUCCUCCUCGUAAGAGCGUUUAAAGGAAAGUCUGCUGAGGAAAGGGCGAAAGAAAUGUUCUCAAAUCCGUUGUUUGGACCGCUGCUGUCACAUCAUCCAAAAAUCAUCGAGAAGGUGAUAGUGGUGCCGGGAGAUGUGGGGAAAGAUGGCUUGGGAAUCAGUCCCUCUGACAUGAAAUUACUUAAAGAUGAAGUGAACAUUAUUUUCAACGUGGCCGCAACCGUCCGAUUUGAUGAGCCGAUCAAGGAGGCGUUUUAUAUAAACGUGAUCAGCCUGAAAACUAUUUUAGCUUUAGCUAAAUCUAUGUCGAAUUUGAAGGCUUUCGUUCAUACCUCAACGGCUUUCAGCCAUUGUCACCACUCUUCCCGACUUAUCCAAGAAAAAUUCUACCCAACUCCAUAUACGGAAUCUCAAAUUGAGACUCUCCUAAAUUCGACUGACGACUACACCGUUGGUUGCCUCUCUAGACUAAUUCUCGGUAGUAUUCCUAACGCAUACGCACUAACCAAGGCUAUGGGCGAGGAGGUAGCUCAAAAGGAAAUGUCGGAACUGCCAAUAGCUAUUUACAGACCAUCAAUUGUUAUGAAUUCGAAUAAAGAGCCGCUUCGAGGGUGGAAUUGCUCAUUCCAAGGUGCCGGUGCAUUGUUCCUGGGGAUUGGGCUCGGCAUUCUGCGAGCUAUUUACGUGAACGCAACAAAACAAGCAGAGAUCGUUCCGGUCGACAAAUGUGCAAGCGCGCUCGUCGCAAUUCCUUGGCAUCUCCAUGAAUCACGAAAAAAGAAAGGAAACCUGACUCCGAUUUACAAUCACGUCAAUAAUCGAUUUCCAGUGACUUGGGGACAGACGUAUUCUUACCUGCUCUAUCAUAUACGCUCGCAGAAACUGGCUUCGAAGUUCCAAGUUUGGGUCAUGCGCACUUCCUUUGAAAGCAACCGUUUUCUAUACAACUUAAAAUUCUUCCUCUAUCAUCUCCUACCGCUCCCUUUUUUAACAAUGGUCGAGAGAUUGCAAAACCAGCCCGCUAGGUUGCAUAAAAUUUAUUUGAAAAUGGCACUCCUGGGAAACGUGCUCAGUGAUUUUACGCAAAAUAACUGGAACUUUGAGGACUCUAAUAUCCAGCGUCUCUGGGCAAGCAUGUCAGUUCCAGAUCGGCACCUUUUUGACCUAGAAAUAUCCAACAACCUGGACUGGUUCACCUACUUCUCGUGCAUUAGUAAGGGUUACGGACUUUACGUAAUGAAGGAGACGUGGACGGAUCUCGAACGCUCAAGAAAGAAGUUCCACACGAUUUUAAUGUUGGAUAAAAUGCUGCAAUUUUUUAUCAAAGCAAUCACAAUCUAUCUUGUGUACUUUGCUGGAGCUCUACUCUACAGGCGGUUCAAUCACGCUCUAGCCGGAGCUUGGAUUCAGAACUAGCUAACCAGCUAGAUUACAUUGAGUUACCUCUGCUCUCAGUCCUAUAAAAUUUGAAAAGUAUUCCGAAAUAAUUCAUGAAUACAGUGUCAUAGCUGGAUAGUGUCAAGAAAAUUAGUCAACGUCUACAUUGAGAGUUUUGAGAAGGACCUACCUACGUGCAAAAAUCGAUGGCUUAAGUGCGAAGCAACGUAUCUCUAUUAAUUGUGGUGUUUCAAAAUGUCCGAUCCUAUUUUAUUUUAUUUUUCGAAGAGACAUAAGCCAUUUUUAUAGCUUGAAAUGUUUACAGAAUGUUCUGCCAACGAAGAGGAAAAUAAUUAAGGAAGCUUCCGAUGAAAUUAUGUUGACUAGUCUUUCAAGGAAACCAUGAAAGAUGACAAGCAGUCUCGAAAGUCACAAAUGGAGGCAGUGGCGAAUCCAAGAAGGGGGAGGGGGAAUGGUAGCACCCC
Bemisia tabaci is the source of this 2628-nucleotide messenger RNA. Its product is annotated as fatty acyl-CoA reductase wat. Gene Ontology annotation, cellular component: peroxisome. The record is from RefSeq and is a predicted model, not a curated record. Lineage: Eukaryota; Metazoa; Arthropoda; Insecta; Hemiptera; Aleyrodidae. Gene Ontology annotation, molecular function: alcohol-forming very long-chain fatty acyl-CoA reductase (NADP+) activity. Gene Ontology annotation, biological process: long-chain fatty-acyl-CoA metabolic process.